Copidosoma floridanum is the source of this 918-nucleotide messenger RNA. RefSeq names its product NUBP iron-sulfur cluster assembly factor 2 (gene Nubp2). Gene Ontology annotation, biological process: iron-sulfur cluster assembly. Lineage: Eukaryota; Metazoa; Arthropoda; Insecta; Hymenoptera; Encyrtidae. Gene Ontology annotation, molecular function: ATP-dependent FeS chaperone activity; ATP binding; 4 iron, 4 sulfur cluster binding. Gene Ontology annotation, cellular component: cytosol. The record is from RefSeq and is a predicted model, not a curated record.
ACUUAAUAUACUUUCACACGAGUGUAUUAUUUCAAUCACUUUGAUAAUUCGCAACAGUUCGCAACGUCUGACAGAUAUAAAAAGGACCGCAUAAAGUAUGCUCGAGGGUGUAAAGCACGUGUUUUUGAUAUUAUCCGGCAAGGGUGGUGUUGGCAAAUCUACCGUCAGCUCACAACUAGCCCUUGCUCUCAAGGAAUCUGGUUUCAAAGUGGGUCUGUUGGAUAUUGACUUGUGUGGGCCUAGCAUUCCAUAUUUACUGAACUUGGAAGACAAAGAUGUUCAUCAGUCUUGUGAUGGGUGGGUGCCAGUUUUCACCGACAAAGAUCAAAAGUUAGCUGUCAUGUCCAUAGGAUUUUUAUUGAAAAAUAGAGGUGACAGUGUAGUGUGGAGAGGCCCUAAAAAGACCAGCAUGAUCAAACAAUUUUUGGAGGAUGUUGCAUGGCAGGACAUUGAUUAUCUUAUCAUUGACACUCCACCUGGUACUUCUGAUGAACAUAUAACAGCUAUGGAAAACUUAAGAAAUAUAAAAUGUGACGGAGCAAUCAUUAUUACGACCCCACAAGCUGUAGCAGUGGAUGAUGUGAUGCGUGAAAUCACGUUUUGUAAAAAAACUGGCAUUCCGGUCGUUGGUAUUGUUGAAAAUAUGAGUGGCUUUGUCUGUCCAACAUGUUCUGAGUGUACCAAUAUAUUUUCAUCCAAUGGUGGAGUUUCUCUCUCAGAAAUGGUUAAAAUACCUUUUCUCACUAAAAUUCCAAUUGAUCCAACUAUUGGUAGAUUAGCAGAUAGAGGUCAAAGUGUUUUAAAAAUAUAUCCAGAUAGCAAAAUAGCACAAGUUUUUCGUAAGUUAGUGGAAGAGAUAACAAAAAGUAAAGAAGCUUAGUUAAGUUUACUUCAAAAUUUUAUUUAAAAAAUUGCGUU